GUCCUCGUCAACUCCUUUCUUUCAAAAUAACGACUCACCUUCUUCUUGACCGUUUACUUUGAACCAUUCCAAACCUGCAACAAUCUCCCAACUCCCUCACUUUUUUCCUUUCCAAGAAAAUCCCCUCUGUCUCUUCCCUUUCACUAUAUCCUCCAAACCCAUUAGCCAAAGAUUUCUAAUUGGUUCUGAGGUGAUGGUUCUGGAUAUCCUUUCUAGGCCUCUGAAGAGUUGUUUUGGAGAUGGAAAUCGAGGGGAUGAGCUUUCAUGGCAUAUAGACUUGAAGCCUCAUGCUUCAGGGGAUUAUUCAAUUGCUGUUGUUCAAGCUAACUCCUUGCUUGAAGACCAAGGGCAGGUCUUCACUUCUUCCUCUGCAACUUAUGUUGGUGUCUAUGAUGGUCAUGGUGGCCCUGAGGCUUCUCGGUUUAUUGCUGAUAAUCUAUUUCCUUCUCUCCACAAAUUCGCAACAGAGCAAGGUGGACUAUCAGUAGAUGUGAUAAGGAAGGCAUUUGAUGCAACAGAAGAGGAGUUCUUGGAUUUGGUAAAGCGAACAUGGAUGUCUCAGCCUCAGAUUAUUUCAGUGGGAUCUUGUUGCCUUGUUGGGAUAAUAUCAAACGGUGUUUUGUAUGUGGCAAAUCUUGGAGACUCGAGGGCAGUGCUUGGCAGGAGAGUAUCUGCAAGCAAGACAACUAGUGCAGUGGUGGCUGAACGUUUAUCUACUGAUCAUAAUGUUGGCGUUGAGGAGGUGAGGAAAGAGGUGGCUGCACUUCAUCCUGAUGAUUCUCACAUUGUAGUGUAUACUCAAGGAGUUUGGAGGAUAAAGGGCAUAAUUCAGGUUUCAAGAUCAAUAGGAGAUUUCUAUCUAAAGAAACCUGAGUUCAAUAAAAUUCCUCUUUUUCAGCAUUUUGGAUUCCCCAUUCCAUUGAAAAGGCCUGUGAUGACAGCAGAACCGUCGAUAUUGGUUCGACAGUUAACGCCACAGGAUCUAUUCUUGAUAUUUGCUUCAGAUGGUCUUUGGGAGCAACUGAGUGAUGAAACAGUUGUAGAUAUAGUUUCGAAGAGUCCUCGAGCUGGGAUAGCUAGGCGAUUGGUAAGGGCUGCGCUGCGAGAGGCUGCAAGGAAAAGAGAAAUGAGUUAUGAAGAAAUAAAAAGUAUUGAAAAAGGAGUAAGACGCCAUUACCACGAUGAUAUUACUGUCAUUGUUAUGUACCUUGAUCAUCCUCUAUCGUCUUCUUCUAGUACUGGUAGAUUCAGUGAUCAUACUGUUGUUGACUGCACGAGUACACCUGCUGAUAUCUUCUCAUCAGAUGUAAAUGAAGGGCAAUGUUAGCGUGAAUAGAGAGAAUAAGUUAUAGUUACAUGAUCCCUCUAUUUAUCUUUUUUUUUGUAUAAAUCACUCGAUUAAUCUGGAUUUGUUGCGCCGGGCUCUCUCCCUCCCAUGAUUCCUCUAUUUUAGGACAAAAUGAGCUUGCAAUAAUACCCACAGGAGGAGGAUUUGUACAUAGAUUGCUCGCAAAUGGAUGCCUGCUGAUUGAUAUUGCUACAUAUAUGGUUGUCAGUUUUGCUUUGAA
Molecule: messenger RNA, 1568 nt
Organism: Manihot esculenta (cassava)
Lineage: Eukaryota; Viridiplantae; Streptophyta; Magnoliopsida; Malpighiales; Euphorbiaceae
Product: probable protein phosphatase 2C 63
Exons: 4
Coding region: 194-1327 (377 amino acids)
Biological process (GO): protein dephosphorylation
Molecular function (GO): protein serine/threonine phosphatase activity; cation binding
Source: RefSeq, a predicted model, not a curated record